Molecule: messenger RNA, 2365 nt
Organism: Sarcophilus harrisii (Tasmanian devil)
Lineage: Eukaryota; Metazoa; Chordata; Mammalia; Dasyuromorphia; Dasyuridae
Product: G-protein coupled receptor 35-like
Exons: 3
Coding region: 1-1422 (473 amino acids)
Biological process (GO): positive regulation of Rho protein signal transduction; chemokine-mediated signaling pathway; phospholipase C-activating G protein-coupled receptor signaling pathway
Cellular component (GO): membrane
Molecular function (GO): chemokine receptor activity
Source: RefSeq, a predicted model, not a curated record
AUGACCAACUGUGAUUCCCAAGGACCCAGGAUGAAGCCCCUCCCACCUCCUGACAGGGCUCUGCUCAGGGCAUCUGGGCAGCCUGGCAGGAAGCGGUGCUGGGAAGGCAGAAAAACAGGUGUCAGCUGUCAGAGCAGCAGGGGUGGUGGGGAGGGCAAAGGGGCAGGGGCUUCUGCUGUGGCUAGCAUCCACUCCAGAAAGGAGCCUUGUGGGCGGAGCUGGGCAGGAUGUUUGAAACCCUCGCGCUCAGUUAGCAGCUCACUGAUUCCCAGCCCCAGGGGCCAUCUGGGAGAGUGGGGAAGCCAGGGGAGACAAGGCCCCCGAGCUGGUGAUCCCUGCCUGAAGAGAACCUCCUUCUUCUCAGCUGGAGAUUUCAGCGGCUUAAGGCACCUUUCCUACCUAGAUUUCCGUGGCUCCCUGGUGGUCCAGAUGACUCCGCCCAACUGCAGCACCACAAGGGGUGACCUCUUCCAGACGGUCACCAUGGUGUACUUGUCCAUCAUCCUGAUCCUAGGGACUGUCCUCAAUGCCCUGGCCCUGUGGGUGUUCUGCUGCCGGAUGAGGAGGUGGACAGAGACCCGGGUGUACAUGGCCAACCUGGCCGGGGCUGACUGCUGCCUGCUGCUGAGUCUGCCCAUGGUCCUGUACACAAUGGGCAAAGAGCCGUCCGAAGGCUUCCUGUGUACGGUCUCCCAGAGCAUUUACCUGAUCAACAAUUACAUGAGCAUCUGCAUCACCACCGCCAUUUCUGUGGACCGGUUUGUGGCCAUCCAGUACCCUCUGCGGGCCAGGGUGUGGCGCUGCCCGCGUCAGGCAGCUGGGACCUGUGCCCUUCUCUGGAUGUUGGUCAUAUGCUUGGUCUCUUUAACUGCUUGGAAGCAAAAUGGCCAGAACUUUUGCUUUGGCAAGAGUAAGACGCGAGGCUUCUGGGCCAUCGUUUUCUCCUUGGCCCUCUUCUUCAUCCCUCUCAUGAUCCUUGUUUUCUGUUCCAUGUGGGUGCUCCAGAAACUGAUGAGGAAAAAGGCCCAGGCCCCGGCCCAGGACAGGAGGCUGAUCCACAAAGCAGUCUGCGUGGUCUCGGCUAACCUGGUCAUCUUCCUAGUCUGUUUCCUGCCCCAGCAUGCGGCUCUGCUGGCCAAGCUCAUAACUGACUAUGCGGGGGCCUCCUGCCCUGUGGUCCAGCGCGUGAUCAUUUCCGUCAGGGUGGCCUCCCGCCUUGCCAAUGCCAACUGCUGCUUGGAUGCCCUGGGCUAUUAUUUUGUGACCCAGGAGUUCCAGGAAGAAGUGGGAGUGGUUUUAGGUCUGCCCAAGAUCUUCCAGAAUCAGACUCAAGGCAGCCCCGGAGCUGACCAGCCAAGCCUCCUUGGGGGAAGAAAAGCAGAGAAGGCAUUAGAGAGUUCCAAAGCAUUGUGUUCCUAUUAAGGACACCUGUGGGGGAUCUUGGCACACAAGACAAUCCUCUGAAUUUGAUGAGCCCAGCCCCGUGAUCCCUGGCUCUCUCCCUCAGCGGGGUCUUCUGGGCCAGUGGUGAUAACUCAGAGAUUUGGCCAGGAUAUGAGGGGUAGAGGGCCCACACCCCCUACGUGCAUAAUUCCUUCUGGGGAGCCCCACUUGCAUCUGGGACUCAUCUGGGUUCCUUCCAUUUCUUUCUGAACUAGCUUGCUUAUUCUAGUGGGGAGUGAAUCUGGUCAUCCUUUUUGGAGUAUCUCACGCCCGGUGGAAAGGUACGGCCAUGAAAGCAGGAGAAACCUGGCUUUUGCCCCAUAAACUUCCUAGUUAUGAUAUUGGGCACACAUUCCCCCUUGAGGACAUAUCUUCUUCAUCAGGAAAAUAGCAGUGUUGGAUUUAAGAGUGUCCCUCCCCGUUCAGACGCUCCAGGAUUCUGGGAUUGAGUGCUCUGCUCUCUCCCAGCUGUUUUUAAGUAUAGUUUGGAGAGGCUAAUGUUUAAUACAGGAAACAGGGCAGCGAGCCACCAUGGACAGAGCCGGAGUUUAGGCUGUCCUUCCUAUCUGUGUGACAUCCAGCAAAUCAUUGGACUUCUCUGGGACUAGGUUUCCUGAUCUGAGGGGCUGGACUAAAUGAUCCUAUAUCUAUUAUUCUUUGAAGGUUUGAUGAGGAAGGGGGGGUGGUGUAAUGAGUCUUUAUGGGUAGAGCAAGAGUCUUGAAGAGGGGAACUAAGGGAGAGGAAACAUGCCCUCCUCUUCUUCUCAGAAUUACUGUGAAUUGGGAAGAUUAUUUAAUUGAACUGACCAAGGGAUUGGGACUUAAUGUAAUAAUGUAAUGUAAUUAAUGUAACCAAAACUGAGAUUUCUGGGGCAGCUGGGUGGUGCAGGGGCUAGAGCCCCAGCCCUGAAGUCAGGAGGAC